This is a messenger RNA of Paralichthys olivaceus (Japanese flounder), 5502 nucleotides long. Lineage: Eukaryota; Metazoa; Chordata; Actinopteri; Pleuronectiformes; Paralichthyidae. The record is from RefSeq and is a predicted model, not a curated record.
UAUCCUGGACUGUUUACAGCUGAAGCGGCUUCGUGUGCUCUCAGGGAACAGUCGCUCUUCUCUUCAGAGGACGAACACAAACACAGAAAAGUGGCUGAAGUGUUUCCCUUCCAAGGUUGAAACCCCCUUGAGAUAAAGGGUCAGCCAACAUGACGAUAAACCUGGGUGUUAAGGCUCUUCUCAGCUGGGUCAACAGCAUCAAACUGUGUGACCGAGAAAUCGCCGUAGACGAUCUACAAGAUGGCUCAUUGAUCCUGAAAGUGAUUUACAUGCUGAAAAAGCAAUCCGACCUCUGUUUCAGUCAUUCCACUGAGGACCGGUUCAAUCUCAUUGCAGACUUUGUGGAAAGGGAUUGCAGAUUUAGUGCAGCCAAAGGCUCGUCAAUCUCUCUGGGCAACAUAAGAGAUGGCAUCAACCUAACAAUAGAAAUUGCAAAGGUGCUGUUGUUGCUCGUAUAUUAUGACAUGAUGAAUGACCGCUGCACUCUGAACAUGCUGGAGUGUGAUGUGGAGCGUGAGAUAGCAAACCUGACUGGUUCCUUUGUGAUGGAGAGCGAAGACUGUGUUUAUCUGAGCAACAGGAUCGACGCCUAUUUAGCAAAGAGACAUUUGCCCGUCUCCCGUGAGAUAUUUGAGCGAUCAGCAACCACCUCUACCUCCAAUGUGUCGACAAUGUCCUCGCUGUCAGAUGAGGAUUCUCCAGUAUUCCACCGCACGCAAAAAAUCUCAUUUGUGGACAUGCACACUGUGGCUUCUUCCUCAGUGAGCAAGUCUCCGCUCCAGGACAUUAUGAACACACCUAAAUUUCAGGUGAGGGUGAUGCAGCGUCAGAUGAUAAAGGAGCGAGAUUACAGAGAUGGGUUGGAAAGGGAGCUGGCUAGCAAGCUCGCACUCAUUUCACAGAAAGAGUCUCAUGUUAAUCAGCUACAAUAUCGUCUGGAUAAGUUGAAAGAAGAGCAAGGCGAUCAGGAGGAGAUUAUCAGGGAACAGAUCAAUGAUCUCGAGACUAAGAACAACACGUUACAAGUGCGUCUUAAUGAGAUAUUGAUGAAUAACAAAGACCUGAAGAGUACGUCCUCUCUUAUGGAGCGUAAAGUGGACGACCUGACAGAAGAAAAUGGUGUCCUCUCUUCCCAGGUGAGAGCAAUGUGUUCACAGCUGGCUAUCUUCGAGGCAGAAGUUGGCCGACUGACAGAAAGUCAAGCAUCAUCUCAGGAGGAGUGGCGAAGCGAAACAAGCCACUUACAAAGUGAGCUCAACCAAGCUACUGCUCAAAAGGAGCUUCUGUCUGAACAAAUUCAGAUCCUCCAGGGAAAGAUUUCCUGUUUGGAGGAUGAAAUAAGCAAAGCCACUAAAGAGGAAGUAGGAGAGAAUAUGGGGCCUGUGAUGGAGAGAGAAUACUUGGAGACUGAGAUUAACGACUUGAAGAGUGAGCUUGACAGCACAUUUAGCUCCCUGAAGCAGGCGGAGGUGGAGAUUCAGACCAAAACAACUCAGCUGGCAGAGUACCAGCAAGAAAUCACUCAACAGAAAGAGCUCCUGCAGCAACAGAAAUCCCAAACGGAGGACAUUAUUCAAGCCAAGGAUGAACUUUUGGAGAAAUUGCAGAAGGAGAUCACUGAGCAGAGAGCAGCCCUUCACAAAGAGAUCCAGGAUCUCAAACUUAAACUUGACCAAGUUGAGCAGCAGAAAACUGAGCAGGCGACGAGACUGCAACAGCAUGUCGCUGCAUGUGAGCGAGAAAUUGAAAGACUGAAAGAAAUGAAGAGAGAGAGAGAAGACCUUCUCCACCAGACUGAAGAAAAGGUGAAAGAUCUGGAGACAAAGUUAUCUGCCGCCAGUUCUCUCUUGGCUGAUAAGGACCAACAAAUUAACAGCCUCAAAGAUGAAGUCGAUGUUCUCACAGAUGAAGCCAAAAUAAUCAAAGAAGAAAUUCAAGCCAAAGAGGAAAUGCUCGCCAAAAUACUUCUGGAGAAGUCUAAUGAGCAGGAAAUUCUUCAUGAUAAAAUCCAGAGAUUGACGUCUCAAGUGGAAGACCUAAACUCAUCUCUCAAACAGGCCGAGCAGGAAAUUGAAAUUAAGCAAGACCUACUGGCUAAAACCCAACAAGAGAAUAUUGAACAAAGGGAGAAGCUCCAACAGCAGGUAGUGACCUGUGAAGAGGAGGUUCAGAAACUCAAUGCAGAAAUACAGGUCAAAAAUGAGCAACUUGUAACAUUGAAGAAUGACAGCUCUCAUCAGUCUGGGUUGCUGGAGGAAGAGAUUAAAUGUCUUAAAGGCCAAGUUGAAAUUCUGAAUGACUCUCUCACAAAGUCUGCACAGCAGGUUCAGGCACAGCUAGUGAUGCUCGACAAGCAGGAGCAAGAGAGUUCACAUCAGAAGGAGCUUCUGCAACAACAACUGUCUGCCUCUGAAGAUCAAGUGAGGUGCAUGAUGGAGGAGAUCCAAGCUAAAGAGAAACAGAUGGACAUAUUGAAAAAUCAAAGUUCCGAGCAGUCAGAACUGAUGCAACAAGAGAUUGGUGAUUUAAAGAAACAAGUGGAGGGUCUUAGUUUCUCACUGAAGUCUGUUGAGGAGAAUUUGCAAUCCAAGGAGAAUCUGUUUGCUGAACAGCAACUGCAGAACACUCAGCACAUGGAGGCYCAACAGGCACAGAUGGUCACUUCGCAAGAUGAAGUGAAGAGGCUGAAUGUGGAGAUUUGUGCCAGGGAGGAGCAGCUGAGCCAGCUGAAGUAUGAGACCUCUACAUACAAUCUAGAGAUCCAGAGUUUGAAGGAACGGGUGGAGGGCCUUAGUUUCUCACUUAGCAAGGUUGAGGAAGAUGUGCAGUCCAAGGAAGCUCUGUUAGCUCAACGUGAAGAUGAGAUACAGAAGCUUAAAGAAUGUCGGAGUGAGAAGGAGAGUCUCCUCCUCAGGACUGAGCAAAGGAUUGAGAUCCUCCAGACAGAGUUGUCUGCUGUCAACAUGCUCGUGGUUGAUAAGGACCAAAAUCUCACCAGCCUCAGAGAGGAGGUCACUGUCCAAGCUAACCUGAUGCAAAAAGCAAGAGAGGAAGCUGAAGCCAAUGAGAGAAUUCUGGCUGAUAUCAGGGAGGAGAGCUCCAAACACGCAGAUGUUCUUCAACAUGAGAUCCAGGGUCUGAAACGAGACGUGAAAAACAUUUCUCUACAACUUUCAGCUAAGGAGGAAAUGUUACUUAAAACUCAACAGGAAUCCUCUCAGCAGAUCGACCUCCUCCAACAGCAGCUUGUUUCAUUGAACACAGAGCUGAACCAACACAAAGACACACAUGCUGCAGACCUCAGGCUGAGGGAGGGUGUGGAAGAGUUGCAAGUUAUAACCCUCAGGGAAAAAGAGGCUCUCGUUCAGGAAAAACAAGAGCUCUUGGCCAGAAUACAUCAGGCAGAAUCCGAUCAGAAAGCUCUGGAGAAACAGCUCAAAGUCAUGGCCUUCGAGAAGGAGAGACUUGCUCAAGCCAAGCAUGCUACAGAGAGAGAGAACACAACCUCCCGUAAACUGGAAUCCAUGCUGGAGCAUGAGAUGGAAAUUCUGAAAGAGAAGUUCCUAAAAGCAAAUGAAAAAGCUGAAGAAAUUGAGGCGCUAAAGAGAGAGCUGCAGGAACAGCUCUCAGCUAAAUCAGAGGCUGUAGAACACUACAAGGCACAGGUGGAGAAAGCAGUGAAUCACUACAAUGGCAAGAAGCAGCUUCUCCAGGAGAGCCAACAGGAAGUGACUGAACUCAAGCACUCCUUAGGGGUUAAAGAGUGUGAAGUAAAGACAAUCACUAUGGAGAACAAGCUGCUCCAGCGGGAUUUGGAGAGAGCCCAAACCAACGAGAAAAACCUCCUUGACAUGGUGGCCAGUUUGAAAGCACAGUUGACCCUUGCUGACCAUAACCUGCAGCUGCACAAUAGGAUUCAUGGUAAAAAAGGAAGUGCAAAAGACUUGUCUUACUUGGAUGUUCCCAACACACACUCAAGCAUCCAGACCAGGUUGAAGAGAACCGUGAGCUCUGACAGCCUGGACCAGAGCUCUCUGGAGGACUCUCUGAACAACACAAGGAAACUUUCAGCACCUGAUGAAUCCAGCACACCACUUGUUCGAAGCUCUGAGCGGUUGGCAGCCAAGCGACGUGGUCUUCAGGCCGAGUCACUGGAAACUCUCUACUUCACACCUAUAAACACCAGACAGAUUAACAGAACCAGUACAGAGAACAGAAUGGAACUGGAUUCAGCUCGCAAAAAUCCAAGUUCUUCAGUCAAGAGACGCAGGACCACACAGGUUAUAAACAUCACCUUGACCAAGAAAACCCCAGGCUGCGGUGAAGGUGAGGAGACUUUCUACAGUCUGGCCUCAGCUCGCUCCCAUCCAAACCUCUCCAGUGCUCACCCUGCACAACCCGUGUCUAUGGAGCUGUUUGGCACACCUGCCAGAAUGACAAGUGCCGCCAGCGACCAACUCAUCGGUCUCCCAGGGUACAGACGGAGUACAAUCCAUUCACAGACCACUAGUACGUUUUGUGUGGGGGCAGAGAACGAGCCAGACGGUGCUCCUGAAGAUUGGCUGAGGAUCGCUGAGCUGCAGACCAGGAACAGGGCCUGUCUUCCUCAUCUGAAGAGCAGCUACCCUGUGGAGUCGGAGACGGGCCACGGCAGCGUAUUCAUUUUCACAGACGAAGAAGUCCGUACAGGCGACCCAUCUGACACAAUCCGCCGGGCGUCCACGAUGCCUGGCCAGCUGCAGGACUCUCUCGUCUCCCACCGUCACUCCCUCAUGCUGGGUCAGUCGGGUGCUGCAGCCAAUACUCGUUCUCACCGGCUGUCCUUGAUGCCAGGCCAGCUGCCGUCAAAAACCGUCAGCUCCUCUCAGAUAAGGAGCCCAAAAGGAACAAAGCGAUCAUCAUCUACGUUGUCUGUUCAUCAAUUUUCACCUGAGAAAAAGGUGAAGGCCAGCUGCUUCCCCCGUCCCCUCACUCCCAAAAACAAGAACAUAAACAGUGGAACUUCCAGCUCUCAGCUGAGACCCGCCCUCAGUCCAGCUGAGCGAAGGCAGUCCAUGAUGUUCACGGUUGACAACACCCCUAAGAAAAACAACUACCUGAAGAAAGGGUUGAACAAACUACGCACCUCCACCUCCAGCUCCAACCCUUCAGGAAAUCCUCACUCUGGAGUAGGACGAGCUGCCAAAGCCGGCAACUUUAAGUCACCACAGGUGACAAUUAAAGGACGGAAGAAGUCUCCACAAACCACCAGCAAGACAGGAAAGUCUCCUGGGCUGACAGCUAGUGCUCGAAAGAAAUCUGUGUCUGUAAACGGGGAAAACUUUGCUGGAGGUUGGAAAAGAUGAUGAGGAGAAUGAAGGUGUGAGGACUCGUUACCAGUGUGGAUUUAUGAUCUUCAGUUCCACUUGAUCAUACUUUUUUCUUUUUUGUUGUCGUCCUUCAGGACUUUUUUUUUUUAAAUUCUUGUCUUAAUCAUCUACCAUUUUCUUUGUAUUAUAUUUA